AUGGCUAUCCCAGUUCAUGAAAUUCAUAUCGUACACCCAGGUCAAUUCGAUGACGCAGAAGAGGAUGUUACUCAACCAAAUAUGUCGACCAGACGUGAAGCUCGUGAAGCUCUCCAAUCUGAACUCGAUGUACUGGAUCGUGCUCCAGAUUUUGAUCCUAGGGACGGCCAAACAUUUAUUGACGACGAUCCUACUGGAGGUACACUGGAAUGGUCAGAGGGCGAGGACAAAGACGAGGAGGACCUGUCGGAUGAUGGGCUUGAAUAUGAUGAAGUCAACCAAGCGGACUGGGAAGUCGCCGAUGGGGAUUUUACCAAACAAUAUAACCGUCUAAGGCAACAUAUUCAAGUCCGUUCUGGUACGGCACCCGGCUCACGCUCUGCCCUGGGACAAAACACCUCUGUGGCUCCACUCCCAGCUGUGAAUAGGUCUGUGCCAAAAAGGACAGCAGCCAACAUACCCACCAACGACAAGCGUCUAGCAGACCAGGCAGUAUUGUUUGCCAAAUUCAACUCUAGGAUCGCCAACAUCUCCCGGCCAUAUGAGGAUAUGAAACCAGGUAUCAGCGUCAACCGUAAAGCUGCAAGUGAACGAGCAAACGUCAAAGACAAAUCAGACCGCGCGACCAAUGAACAAGUGUUAGAUCCUCGAACACGCAUUAUACUAUUCAAGAUGAUUGGCAGGGGCUUGGUGUGGGAGGUCAAUGGAUGUGUGAGCACUGGGAAGGAGGCCAAUGUUUACCAUGCUCUUACCCCUUCCCAGCCACCGGGCCACCUUGCGCUGAAGAUCUAUAAAACGUCUAUCUUGGUGUUCAAAGACCGUGAUCGCUAUGUCACUGGUGAACAUCGUUUCCGCCAUGGAUAUUCGAAACGAAAUCCGCGUAAAAUGGUACGCCUAUGGGCAGAAAAAGAAAUGCGAAAUCUCAAGCGGCUGAUGGCGGCUGGGAUUCGCUGUCCGGAGCCCAUCGAAGUUCGGGAAAACGUUCUAGUCAUGGGAUUCUUAGGCAACAAGGACGGAUGGGCUUCGCCACGGCUCAAAGACGCGCAAAUACCUUCUUCAGACCUUCCGUCACUAUAUGCCGAGCUCGUGGCCGUCAUGCGCCUCCUUUACCACGUCUGCAAACUCGUACAUGCCGAUUUGUCGGAGUAUAACAUACUUUAUCACAAUUUCCACCUAUACAUCAUCGAUGUCUCUCAAUCUGUCGAGCACGAUCACCCUUCCGCGUUUGAUUUUCUACGUAGUGACAUCCGCAACGUCGAGGCAUUUUUCACACGAGAUGGUGUGCGCACUCUUGGAUCCCGACGGCUGUUCGAGUUUGUAACCCACGAGAAUUUGACGAAUGGAGGGCCUGAAGACUUCUCGACUCUGGAAGCUAUCUUACAAGAGUGGUUAACUAGACCAGAACCUCAAGGAUUAGCCGACGCAGAAGGCGGCGAUACUCGUGCUCCCCUGGAAGGGUCCAACAAACAGGAAGAUGCCGUGUUCCUACAAUCGUAUAUCCCACGAACGCUAAACGACGUUUAUGAUCCGGAGAGGGACAUAGAGCGCUUGCACCGUGGUGAGGGGAAGGACCUGAUUUACGGAGAUUUAACGGGGGUCGUCCGAAUCAAUGAGGCAGCGGAGGGCCUGGUUGUGACGGACACAAACAGGGAUAAGGAUGGUGAUCUAGAGGAUAGUGAAGAAGAAGUCGACAGCAGUGAAGAGGAUGGUGCAGGUGAAGAAAAUGGGUUCGUGGAAAGGAAGCCUCGGGGAAAGAGGCAUGAGGAUAAAGAUGCCAAAAAGGAGAGGAAAAAGGCGGCCAAGGAGGAGGCGCGCGAGAAGCGUAAACAGAAAAUGCCCAAGGCUGAGAAGAAACGAAGGAUAAAGGCGACCAAGGCAUAG
Rhizoctonia solani is the source of this 1881-nucleotide messenger RNA. RefSeq names its product atypical/RIO/RIO1 protein kinase. Gene Ontology annotation, molecular function: ATP binding; protein serine/threonine kinase activity. Lineage: Eukaryota; Fungi; Basidiomycota; Agaricomycetes; Cantharellales; Ceratobasidiaceae. The record is from RefSeq and is a predicted model, not a curated record. The transcript is spliced from 6 exons. Gene Ontology annotation, cellular component: cytosol; preribosome, small subunit precursor. The coding region runs from base 1 to 1881 and encodes 626 amino acids. Gene Ontology annotation, biological process: maturation of SSU-rRNA.